This is a messenger RNA of Numida meleagris (helmeted guineafowl), 4126 nucleotides long. Its product is annotated as NACHT, LRR and PYD domains-containing protein 1b allele 2-like. The coding region runs from base 1478 to 3055 and encodes 525 amino acids. Lineage: Eukaryota; Metazoa; Chordata; Aves; Galliformes; Numididae. Gene Ontology annotation, biological process: mRNA export from nucleus; regulation of DNA-templated transcription elongation; signal transduction. The record is from RefSeq and is a predicted model, not a curated record. The transcript is spliced from 15 exons. Gene Ontology annotation, cellular component: THO complex part of transcription export complex. Gene Ontology annotation, molecular function: protein binding.
CCUAGGGACGUGGGGUGCAGGAUCCAGGCCUUGCACCUGCAGUGGGAGCUCCCCGUGCUCCCCGCUCCAGGCCAGGGCCCGGCCAUGCUGCCGCCCGCCAUCCCCAGCAUCAUCUCCUCCAGCAGACAAAAGCGCUCAGUGAGCCAACGGCGUUCCCGCUCUGCGUCCCUGCUCUUGUCACCGCUCCACGUCCCUGCUCCCAGCUGUGGGGUUUGGCCCCCGACCCCAUACUCCAGCAGCCCCACUGCACUGCACUGCACCCUGGCCCUUUCCCAAACUGGUGGCAGCUGUGUGGUGGUGUAGGGAGGAGAGUGUUUAUCUUCUCCCUGCAAAGCGUGGUUGAGCUGUUAGGCUUCUGGUUGGGGAGGGCUGAACAACAGAACCGCGCAGCUUUCACGUGACACGAGACAAAGCUGGAACUGCAUUUCUUCCCCAGAGUAAUUCCGUAAUUAAUUGAUUGUGAGACAAAAUCUGUUAUGCUGAGUAGGGCUGUUUUUGUUGGUUUUUUUUUUCCACCCUAUUUCUCCUCCUCGACACGUGUUUUUUAGCUGAGGAGGAGUGCAAAGCAGGGCUAUCAGCCAGCUGCAGGCAAACCUUGCUUAGCGAGGCAGCACCUGGCGGAGGUGCACAAAGGCUCCAGUGCUCUCCAGGCUUUUUCCCAGCCUUGCAGGUAUUCUCAGCGUAGUUUUGCAAGAUGCAGUGUGAACACAAUUCCCAUUCCAGCAGAACUCUCACCUGUGCUCCUCCUCAUCCAACCUCAGCAGCUCUGUUUUGCUCACAUCGCUUCGCCUCCUCCCUUCCUUGCUCCUCAGCCCAAAGUUUUAAGGAUUAUUUUCUUGGUGCUGGGUGUUUGCUCCUGAUUGCAAAGUGAAGCACAGAUGGAUGUCACCUGCUGGCUUAGGGUAACUGCACCCAGAGCAACUCCCUUCCUCACCAGACACUUUUAUGAUGGUUAUUCUGGGAUGGCGUUGUGGAGCUCCAUGGAAGGGAUUCCGCAUCUGGUCCGUAAAAGUUGGAAACAGCAAAUCUCCUUUUGCAGAAGAGACAGGACAAUGAAGUGGUGCCUGGGUUUUCCAUGGGCCACCAGCAGGUGGUCAGAUUGGAGCUGUUUGCCACUUCUGGAUCAUCAGGUCUGUCUGAGCUUCAUACAUGGCUGGAGAAGAUGAAUAACGUUGGCAUCCUGCUGCUCUGCCCAGCCUGAACAUGGAGCAAAGGGCUCAGAACCACCGGGGACUAUUGAUUAGGCUCCUGUUCCUGCUUCUUUCAUUUCCCAAGAGGAAGAGGGGCUGGGGACCAAGGCUUGACCUCAUGGGAACCUCUGCCUCAGAGCCAGGUGUCCCCAGCAGCACUGUGACAAGGGCAAGAGCUGAAGUCCACAAGCAGCAUUUGAGAAAAUGCGUUUUUAAGCACCACCCCCCGUCAUUACUGUUCAACUUGCCUUAAAACCUCUUUACUUUCCUCAAAUUCCUUGGCUUGGAUGGAAAGGUGGCGAAGGAUUGCCAGGUCUUCUCAUGCAUUUCUUGUUUUGUCUUCCAGCGGAAUCGAAUCCCUUUCAGCAGAUGAACACGAAUUGGAGACCUCCUGUGAGGAGAGCACGGGCCGUGGGGAGGAGCUCCCAGCAGGAGAGGGCAGCCCCAGCAGCGGCUCUGGCAGCUCCAGCAGCGGCUCCAGCAGCAGCUCCAGCAGCAGCUCAGAAAAUGACUCAGAUACAGAGGAGUCGGACGCAAGGCAGUCGGAUGAAGAACAAGAAAAGAAAGAAUCGCAGCCAGUUUGCAGUGAAUCAGAUGGAGCGGACUGUCUGCCCCACUGUGAGCACUGCAGAAAAGAAAAUGCCCAGAGGGAGCAAGUGACCCCAAGGAAGCUUUCUGGAGGACAAUAUUUGAUGAAGCUAGACAUGGAAGGCACGUACGAGUGCAGUGUCACCGGGCUGAUUUUUGAGGUGACCAAGGCGGUCACCAUCAACUACUCCCUGCUGUCCUGGAGCAAGUACGCCGGGCUGGUAGAGCCACCAUGGGUGGUGGGAGGCCCGCUCUUCGACGUGCGCUGCGAGGCGCCCUCCGCCCUCACCUCCAUCGCCUUCCCGCACUCCCUCUGCCUUGGCGAUGGUGGCUCCCAUCCGGCCUUCAAGGUGCUGCACGUCAAGGGCGCGGAUGCGGCCAUCGAGCCGUCCAUGGACUUCUCGGCCUCGCACGUGCGGUGGCUGGUCAGCUCGCUGUCGCCCGUCGGGCCGCUCAUCCGUAGCGAGGAGCCGCUGCUCUACCACGGAGCCGUCAUCCUCUACAAGGCCGUCGACGGAGACCCCUCCUUGCUGUUCCGGGUCUACGUGGCGACGAACAACGACUCCUUCAUCAAGGAUAUAUCAAGAGCAGUAAAACAUUCCAAAAAGAAAUUCAUUAAAAUUGACAAGCCCCCUGGGUGCCUGAAAUUGCUACAGAAUGGAAAGAGAUAUAGAUUAAUUUGUGAACCAGAAGCUGAAAUAACUCCAGAGGAAAUUGAAUUUGUCGAUGGAUCUCUUUUGAAGCUAAAAAGUUACAUUGAAGUCUAUUUUGAGAAACCUGAUGACUUCACCUUAUCUUUGAUUGAGCUGGACUCUGAAGCAGUUGUAUGGAAAGCAAAACUAAGAGAAAGAGACUGGAUACAUUAUGAUCAGAACAAAAAUGAGCAAACAAGAAUUCCAGGCAGUAUCAAGAGACGGAAAUCAACCAACAGCUUUUCUGAAGAAGAGAAACACUGUAGCAAAAAGCAAAGGUCUAACAAUUAUACAGACGGAAUUAAAACCAGGAGCUUGCUAACUGAUCAACAGCUGAUGGUAAUUGCAAAGUUGUUUGGUGUAGAGUGGAAGGAAAUCGCCAUUGAAUGUCUUCAGAUGGAAAUGAAAGACAUUCAGCAGAUUCAAGCAAACGAAGAGGAAGUCAAUAUCCAGAAAUUUCUGAUGUUAAGCAAGUGGAGAGAAAGAGAGCAAAGCAACGGAACUGCACAAGCCUUGUGCAACAGGCUCCGUGAAAAAGUGUCGUAUGAAAUAGUACAGGCACUAGAAGGCUUUUUGGCUGAGUGAUGAGUUGGAGAAGCUGAUGAGGAGCUCGGGAACUUUCCCCACCCAAAUGGUUAAACUUUUUCAAGCUGUUUUCCUGGGAUUUCAUUGUGAUGAAGAUCCAAAUCGUAAUCAGUCAGCGGAAAGUUUAGAGUGUCUUCAGACGAAAUGUGAAUGAAAGUUUGCACCUACGUAAGUGUAAGUAGCGUUUUGGGAGUCAUUACUCACGCAUUUGGAUACCAGUCACUGCAGCUGGCGACUCAGGAUGGAAGUGCCAGGCUUCAUGUGCCCAAAACCAAAAGCUGCCACUGAAUCUUGUCGUGUUUGAGCCAAUCCUAAAAGACAACAAUCACUGGGAGAAAUUGGUUUACCUUUAUCAGGUAUAUGACUGUUACCUUGAAACGUUUUUAUUUGAAUCAGGGAGAGACAAGGGAGAAAAGUUGUAUCAAAACUUUGACCCCCUUAAAAUAAUGAAACUGUCAAAAUCAUGAGGUACAUUGUAUUUCUCAGAGAUGCCUAGGAUCAGGGAAGAAACUCCUUAAGCUUGCACAUAAAUUCCUUAGCAGAAUCACUGUGUGUACACAACCACUGUACAUAUUCCUGUGCACUCAGUCUUUGUUGAGCUGUGGUUCUGUUUUCUUAAACCCGAAAACCACUUUCACAGUAGCACCACUAAGAACUGCGGGCAGCUUUGAAUCUUCUGUGGGAUUUCCUUCUUCUCUCUGUACAGUCUGUCUCAAUUUUUAUGAGAUUUUUUUUUUUAUGUUGUAUAAUUUUUUUGUACUAUGAACUUUUUAUACUUUUUUUUUUGUGUGUGUGUGGUUAAUUUUAACUUGAAUAGAAGGGUGGGGGGGGGGUUAAGCUAAAAUAGAGAAAAUCAGAAUCUCCGAGAAUGUUGUUACCCUGAGGGCACACAGCUGUAAAAGAUCUGAGAAUAAUGUUACCUGCAGAACAGAACAACGACCAGAGAGUGUCCUGUCUGCAGACACAUGGUUCUUUUCAUCAUCUCCUGCUGUGUAUGUUUAUGAAAAAAAAAAAAAAACAAACCCAAACGUACUUAUAAAUAUAAGGAUUAAAAAGAGAACAUUUUCGCUA